AUGGCCUCUUCCGUCGCCAACACCGUUCGAGAGAUUGGAAAUUCAGCCGCCGAGUCCGUUCAAAGCAUGGCUCAGAAUAAGAAAAUCGCCGACCUCGAAAAGAAUAAGAAGGAUCAGCAGGACACCAAGCAGAACACUACCACUGACUGGGGUGCCAAAGUCUCAGAUGUUGACCACUGGCUGAAGAUUGCCGAUGACAAGAGCGGCAGAAUUGGGCCUUCUUUCCUUGAAGACCAAGUCGCCCGAGAACGCAUUCACCGCUUCGACCAUGAGCGUAUUCCCGAGCGAGUUGUCCACGCACGGGGCGCUGCUGCCCACGGUCACUUCAAACUCUUUGAGAGCGCCGAAGAUGUCACCACCGCCGGAGUACUGACAGACACAUCGCGAACCACUCCAAUUUUUGUCCGGUUUUCCACAGUGCAAGGCAGCCGAGGCAGUGCAGAUACUGUGCGUGAUGUCAGAGGCUUUGCUGUCAAGUUCUAUACCGAAGAGGGUAAUUGGGAUAUUGUGGCCAACGAUAUUCCCGUGUUUUUCAUCCAAGACGCCAUCAAGUUCCCGGAUCUCGUCCACUCCCUGAAACCAGAGCCGGACAAUGAAGUCCCCCAGGGCCAAACGGCUCACAACAACUUCUGGGACUUCGUGUUUCUGCAUAAGGAGGCAACCCACAUGUUCUGUUGGGCCAUGUCCGACAGAGGCAUUCCUCGUUCCUACCGGAUGAUUCAGGGCUUUGGUGUCAACACCUUUGCGCUCAUCGAUGCCAAAGGCGAAAGAACAUAUUGCAAGUUCAUCUGGACACCCGAACUCGGUGUACACUCUUUGGUUUGGGACGAGGCCCUCAAAUUGGCCGGCCAAGACCCCGACUUCCACCGCAAGGAUUUGUGGGAGGCCAUCGAGAACGGAGCCUACCCGAAGUGGAAAUUUGGUCUGCAGUGCAUCAAGGAUGGCGACCAAGAUAAAUUCGACUUCGACAUUCUUGACGCUACAAAGGUCUGGCCCGAGGAGCAAGUGCCCAUCCGCUACAUUGGUGAACUGGAACUCAACCGCAACGUUGAUGAGUACUUUGCCGAGACCGAGCAGGUAGCCUUCUGCACCAGCCAUAUCGUGCCUGGCAUUGAUUUCAGUGAAGACCCUCUCCUCCAGGGCCGGAACUUCUCCUACCAAGACACUCAAAUUACCCGGUUGGGCGUGAACUGGGAAGAAUUGCCCAUCAACCGUCCAGUCUGCCCGGUUCUGAACUUCAACAGAGAUGGCCAGCUCCGCCACACGAUCACGAAAGGCAAAGCCAACUAUUGGCCCAAUAGAUGGGAAGCCAACCCACCAACGAGUCACAGCGGGACAGGCGGAUUCGAAUCAUAUCCAGCGCAGUAUCCCGGCAUCAAGGCGCGUAAACUCACCGAGAAAUGGAAGGACUAUCUGUCACAAGCGCAACUUUUCUUCAAUUCCAUGUCCGACAUAGAGAGGAAGCACAUGAUCGAGGCCUUUUCCUUUGAACUGGACCAUUGCGAUGACGAAAUUGUCUACGAACGCCUCGUCACCCGCUUGGCAGAGAUUGAUUUGUCGCUCGCUCAGGCGGUGGCCAAGAACUGCGGUGCAAAGACCCCUGAGAAACAGACUGUUCCGAAUCACGGCAAGAAGGCCAAGGGUCUCAGCCAAUUUGACUACAUGCCCCAGGAGCCAACGAUCAAAGGCCGCCGCGUGGCCAUUUUGAUUGCAGACGGCUUCGACAUCACGGCGUACGAGGCCAUGAAGGCGGCAGUCUUGGCGCAGAGCGCCGUGCCUUGGACGAUCGGGACCAAGCGCCAGCCCAUUGUGGCUUCAGACGGCUCAUCGCAGGUGAAGCCUGACCAUUUCCUGAACGGCCAGCGAUCCACCAUGUUCGACGCGUUGUUCAUCCCUGGCGGCGCUGAUUCCAUCAACACGCUGAAGGAGAUCGGCCUGGCGCGAUUCUGGGUCAAAGAAGCCUUCGGGCACCUGAAGGCUAUCGGCGCCGUCGGCGAAGGGGUGAAAUUCGUGCACGCCGCUCUCACCGAGGUUCAGAAUGUAACGCUGGCAUCUGAGGGAAGUGAUGGCAUUGUAGAUUGGUACGGUGUCGUCACAGCUCAGAAACCCGACGCGGGAAGUGGUGUCAAGGAAGGUGUCAAGAUGAUGAAGGAAGCCAAGGACUUCACGAGCAAAUUCUUCUGGAACAUCUCCCAGCAUCGCAAUUUCCCGAGAGAACUGGAUGGCUACGCAGAGCAGGUAUCCAUCUAGACCAGCGGCAAGAUUGCAUGAUGGAAAGAGUCGGUGAAGGAGGCAGGUUCAUGGAUGUGUGGGA
This is a messenger RNA of Cladophialophora immunda, 2314 nucleotides long. RefSeq lists its product as uncharacterized. The transcript has 4 exons. Gene Ontology annotation, biological process: hydrogen peroxide catabolic process; response to oxidative stress. NCBI's taxonomy places the organism in Eukaryota, Fungi, Ascomycota, Eurotiomycetes, Chaetothyriales, Herpotrichiellaceae. Bases 1 to 2250 code for a protein of 749 amino acids. Gene Ontology annotation, molecular function: catalase activity; heme binding. Gene Ontology annotation, cellular component: cytosol. The record is from RefSeq and is a predicted model, not a curated record.